This is a messenger RNA of Fraxinus pennsylvanica, 795 nucleotides long. The record is from the annotation of a GenBank genome assembly. NCBI's taxonomy places the organism in Eukaryota, Viridiplantae, Streptophyta, Magnoliopsida, Lamiales, Oleaceae.
AUGCAAAUGGAUGAUUCAGAUUCCAAACUGGAAGGGAACUGGGUUCUUGUUCUGAACCGGAAGAGAAACUGGAGUCAGUUAUUGUGGCCGAGACAUAUUCAUAAUCCAUUGGAUGCUUUUGCUGAAGGUGAAGAUGAAGUCAAAAGGCAAGAAAAUGCCAAAAUUGAGAGCAAUGGUGAAAUACAAGAUGUUGAUGUUCAACAAAUGCUUAUACCAAGCGUUGUGGAGAAAAUUUUGGUUGAGUUGGAAGAAAGUACCAGGACAGGAAUAUUCGUGGCAUAUGAUAACGAUCUAAUUGGUAUUCUUGUGGUAGCAGAUGCAUUAAAGGGAGGAGUUGUUGUUGUAGUAGAGGGUCUUAUGAAAAUUCGUGUGAAUCUUAUUAUGGUUAUGGAUGAUAAUUGGAGAACUGCUCAGGCUAUUACUAAGGAGAAAGGUGGGGAAAUUGUCAGAGAAAGGGAAACUAAUGCCAUACUGAUUCAACCUGGUGAUGUAUUUAAAGUAAUUCUUGAUUCGAAGAUGCCUGUAGAUGAAUACGCAUUUCAGAAUCAGAUCGAAGAAGAUGAAAAUGGACACCCCAUAGAUGAAGGAAAGAAAUUUGAGAAAGAACUGAGGCUAGAGGAUAUGAUUCCUGGUGAAGAUGCCACAUAUGAGUCUGAAGAAGAGUACAAUGAGACUGAUGAUAGUAAUUUAUGGACUAGAGUUUCCGAUCUGGGUCUCAAGCUCCAGAAGUUGAAGACUAACCCUUGGCUGUCUGAGCAUAAACACGAGAGUUCAAGUUUCCCGAAGCAUAUAUGA